CUACCCUUAGGCGUUGGCAUUAGCAUAUUAGCUAACACAGUGGAAGGUAAAAACUGUUAAAUUAGAGUAAAGAGGAAUUUUUAACUUAACUUGCUAAGCUAAACGAGAUUUCAAAACCAGUUCCUUCUAAGACAUCGAAUGCUGUACAUGUAUUUCACCUUAUUACAGCUGUAUAUCUAGUUUAGUGGCCAGUUGUGUUAGCCAUGUUUACAGAGCUUAAUAGUAUCCUGAACACCACUCCUGACAGCAUCACACAGGGAGAGUUCAUCUUAAUAUCAGACAGACGGAGCGAUGCCUCUUUCCUCAUACACCACUUCCUCCCGUUUUACCUACGAGCUCGCUGUAAAGUCUGUUUCCUGGGUCUGGUGCAGUCCUUCAAUCAUUACCAUGCAAUCAGUCAGAGAUUGGGUGUAAGCUUAUUACAGGCAAAAGAAAAAGGACAGCUGGUUUUCCUGGAAGGACUGACUGAGUCACUAUCUGUUUUGAGUCCUCAAGAGACCAGUGCAGGAACGCAAACCAUGGACUUCCUCAGAGACCCUGCUGUUGGCCUGAAGAGUCUCUAUGAGUUUGUCCGGUCCAGUCUGUCCGAUGGGACAGAGGAAUGGGGACCCCCAGUGCUGCUGGUGGACGACCUCAGUGUGUUACUGAGUCUUGGGGUGAGCGUUGGAGCUGUGCUAGACUUCAGCCACUACUGCAGAGCCACUGUCUGCUCAAAGCUAAAGGGCAACAUGGUGAUGCUGACACGAUGUGAUGGGGAGGAAGAGGAGGAUGAUGGGGAUGAUGAAGGCUCAGAGAGACUUCUGAAGGGUCUGACUCACCAGUGUAGCCUCACCCUGCAUGUACAAGGUCUUCCCACUGGAUACUGCAAGGACAUACACGGACAGGUGGAGGUGUGCUGGAGGAGGAGACAGUGUAAAGGACAGUACACACAAAGGAAACUCUUUCAGUAUAAGGUUCAUGAUAAAGGAGCCUCCUUUUUUGCUCCUGGGAUGUCCAGUGCUGUUCUUUAACUGGACUUUCUAACACCAUGAACUGCCUUUUGUCUCUAUUAAAUGAGACAGCUGACUCUUAUGGAUCUACACCAAAAGUGGUCAGUGAACCAGAAGAAGAUACCAGCCUUAUCCAAGUCCAGAAAUUGGAUGAUCACAUCUGUAAAAGGGCAAGUUUGGACCAGAGAUUGUCUGAAGAGGAAACACUGGGGUCCUUGCAGCUGUUAGCCUGUGUCAAACCCAUGUGUCAAUGCCUACAUUUUUGCUUUGAGUUAAAGAGACAGACAGAAUGAGCCAUUUUAUCUGAUUAUCAAGCUGGUCUAAUGAGGGCUGAGUAUAAGGCCAGACUAUUGUCUGUUCUCUAGUUAAGGGAUAUUAAUUCUGAGCUAGUGUGCUAGGUGUGCACACUGUUAAUCAUAGUUGUGUUUAUAUGCCUUAAACAGAAUGGUACCUACUCUCAAAAGUACCUUUUGUCCCAUCAGAGGAAGGGAUUAGCCAUAUAUAUCCAAUUUAGUUCAAUCUUUAUGGACUCAAGAACCAGGUAAAAAAAAAAAUUAAAAGGUGAAUCACAAUAAAAGUCAUUAUUUAUGCACAAUAGAUGAACAACUACGUUGAAAACUUAAGACUUUAAAAAUGCAUGUGUACCAAUGUCUCUGUAACAGUGACAUGUAUUAAACACAACAUAAAUAUGAACACAGUUUCAUAAUUUGAUGUACUGCUUCACAAAUAGCCCACUAUCUAAGCUUUAAAUCUAGUCUUCACUUUCACUUCUGCAAAUAAACUGUUUAAAGAAUCAGAAAAAAAACUGUGGAUAAAAGAUGUAAAUAAAGUUAU
Messenger RNA from Cheilinus undulatus (humphead wrasse), 1823 nucleotides. RefSeq names its product elongator acetyltransferase complex subunit 6 (gene elp6). The transcript is spliced from 7 exons. The record is from RefSeq and is a predicted model, not a curated record. Gene Ontology annotation, cellular component: elongator holoenzyme complex. The coding region runs from base 204 to 1010 and encodes 268 amino acids. NCBI's taxonomy places the organism in Eukaryota, Metazoa, Chordata, Actinopteri, Labriformes, Labridae. Gene Ontology annotation, biological process: tRNA wobble uridine modification.